This is a messenger RNA of Saprolegnia parasitica CBS 223.65, 673 nucleotides long. RefSeq lists its product as hypothetical. The record is from RefSeq and is a predicted model, not a curated record. Bases 19 to 612 code for a protein of 197 amino acids. The transcript has a single exon. Gene Ontology annotation, molecular function: phosphatidylinositol binding. NCBI's taxonomy places the organism in Eukaryota, Oomycota, Saprolegniomycetes, Saprolegniales, Saprolegniaceae.
UGCAAAAGCACCAUCAAUAUGCUCUACAAGAUCGAGAACGUCCAUGGCGUCCACGCCAAGAUCGUGGCCGUGGGCGAGCACGAAGAGACGACGUACUACGUGGUGCAGAUCCACCACGGCGACCGCUCCUACUACGUUGCGAAGCGCUACUCCGAGUUCCACGCGCUCUGGACGACGCUCUACGCGGCUGCCCGCGCGCACGCCGGCCGCGACAACUGCACGCUCUGCUCGCACCUCCCGCGCUUCCCGAAGAAGCUCUUUUUCUCGACCAAGGCCUCGCGCCAGCGCCGCUUCGAGGACCUCCAAGCCUUCUUGAAAGCCACGUUGCUCGCGAUCCAAGGCGACCUCUGCGACGAAGCGCACCUCUGCAGCGGCGCGAAAGCGAUCCUGAGCUUCCUUUCGAUCUACGACAAGAGCAAACAAGCGCCGACCAUGUACGACAGCGUCCAACUCGACACGAUCCACCCGGACGCGUGGUACCGCAGCCGCCGCAACACCGAAGUGCUCUCCACUUCGACGAGCCACUCAAGCCACCGGAGCAGCCUCGACGUGCACGACCUUGCGUUCUACGCGACGACGCCGGCUUCGACCGCUGCCGGCCCUUCCUUGUAGAGCCGUGAUUCAAUCUUAUUAUUAGCACUGCGAAAAUAGACUAUUUAUUAUCAUGCCGCCA